This is a messenger RNA of Mustela erminea (ermine), 4593 nucleotides long. RefSeq names its product DLG associated protein 3 (gene DLGAP3). The transcript has 12 exons. NCBI's taxonomy places the organism in Eukaryota, Metazoa, Chordata, Mammalia, Carnivora, Mustelidae. The coding region runs from base 955 to 3894 and encodes 979 amino acids. The record is from RefSeq and is a predicted model, not a curated record. Gene Ontology annotation, biological process: signaling. Gene Ontology annotation, molecular function: molecular adaptor activity. Gene Ontology annotation, cellular component: postsynaptic specialization; glutamatergic synapse.
GCCUGGGCUCUGCGGACUGUGGGUGGGGGACUCCUGUCUGUGGCUCUGAGGCCAGGCACAGCGACCCACUCUGGCGGGAGCUGGGGCAGAGAAAGGGGGCUCCUUGAACCCAGGCCAGGAGCUGAAGUCGGGUAGCUGACCGGGAAAACCCGAAGAGUCUCCUAAGGGGAUGUGUAUAGGGCGCUGUGUGUGACAUUCAGGGUGUGACUGUGCCUCGGUGGGCGCGAGCCCGUGCCUGUGAGGCUGUGCGACUGUCUCCCCAACCGCCCGCCGCUGGGCUUGGGUCCCUGUGCCCAGGUCCGGCUGUGCGUGGUCGUGACACCGUGCGCCUGUUCCUGAGUCCCGCGGACGCGGACCUGGUGGUCCCCGGGGAGGGGAGCUGGUUGGCACCCCGGAGCUGGGCCUCCCCAGCGCUAUCGCUCAGCCCGGCGGGCGCUCCUCGGAGACCCCGGCGGCCGUCGGCCGGCUGCGACCUCGGCCCUACUGGGUCCGGUGCGGGGGCAGGGAGCUCGGUCCCCCUCCCUCUCCCGGGCUCCGGGCUCGGCAGCCCUGCGCGGGGGCGGGGGCGGGGGCGGAGCGCGCGGGCGGGAUCCCCCCGCCUCCCCUUCCUGGUCCCCGGGAAAUCCAGCCUCCGUGGCUUGGCCGCCUCCCGCUCCCGCGCCCGCAGCCGCUCGGCGCUCGCUCGGGGCUCCGCAGCCGGCGCGGCCCCUCCGCUGGGGGCUCCGCAGUGCCGGGCCCCGUCCCUGGCCGCCCGCCCGCCGCCGCAGCGCCCCCGGCCCGGGCCGCCGGCACCAUGUAACCCGGCCGGAGCCCGAGCCGGGCCAGGUGCUGGUGAUCCUGAGGCCUUCUGAAGUUAGGAUUUUGUCUGGGGAUCCUGACACUGAGGAUGGGAAGCCCCGGAUGGAGGUUUCUGGGGCCUGGCCCCCAGCACUAUGAAGAGCCCUUGCUGAGGCCAUGAGGGGUUACCAUGGCGACCGCGGUAGCCAUCCCCGCCCAGCCCGCUUUGCCGACCAGCAGCAUAUGGACGUGGGCCCAGCUGCCAGGGCCCCGUACCUGCUGGGCUCCGGGGAGGCCUUCUCCACUGAGCCCCGCUUCUGUGCCCCGAGAGCUGGCCUGGGACACCUUUCUCCGGAAGGGCCCCUGAGCCUGAGUGAGGGGCCAUCAGUAGGCCCCGAGGGAGGGCCUGGGGGGGCCGGGGUUGGGGGGGGUAGCAGCACCUUCCCCAGGAUGUACCCUGGCCAGGGCCCCUUCGACACCUGUGAAGACUGUGUGGGCCACCCUCAGGGCAAGGGUGCCCCCCGCCUGCCUUCUACACUCCUGGACCAGUUUGAAAAGCAGUUGCCAGUUCAACAAGAUGGCUUCCACACGCUCCCAUACCAGCGAGGUCCGGCAGGGGCCGGGCCUGGGCCAGGGCCAGCAUCCGGCAGUGCCCCGGAGGCCCGCAGCGAGAGCCCCAGCCGCAUACGGCACCUGGUUCACUCUGUGCAGAAGCUCUUUGCCAAGUCCCACUCUUUGGAAGCCCCAGGGAAGCGGGACUAUAACGGGCCCAAGGCUGAGGGAAGAGGUGGCUCUGGAGGAGACAGCUACCCUGGCCUGGGCUCUGGAGGCCCCCACACCUCCCACCACCACCAUCACCACCACCACCACCACCACCACCAGUCCAGGCAUGGCAAGAGGAGCAAGAGCAAGGACCGCAAGGGGGAUGGGCGGCACCAGUCCAAGUCUGCUGGCUGGUGGAGCUCCGAUGACAACUUGGACAGCGAUAGUGGCUUCCUGGCGGGUGGGCGGCCCCCUGGGGAGCCUGGUGGUCCCUUCUGCCUGGAGGCUCCAGACGGGUCCUACCGGGACUUGAGCUUCAAGGGGCGCUCAGGCGGGUCGGAAGGCCGCUGUCUUGCCUGCACUGGCAUGUCCAUGUCACUGGAUGGACAAUCGGUCAAGCGAAGUGCCUGGCAUACCAUGAUGGUCAACCAGGGCCGGGAUGGAUACCCAGGGGCCGGGCCAGGCAAGGGGCUCCUGGGUCCGGAGGCCAAGGCCAAAGCCAGGACUUAUCAUUAUCUGCAGGUGCCGCAAGAUGACUGGGGGGGUUACCCCACUGGGGGCAAGGACGGGGAGAUCCCCUGCCGCAGGAUGAGGAGCGGCAGCUACAUCAAGGCCAUGGGGGAUGAGGAGAGCGGAGACUCGGAUGGCAGCCCCAAGACGUCUCCCAAAGCAAUGGCCCGGCGCUUCACCGCCCGCCGCUCCUCCAGCGUGGACCAGGCCCGGAUCAACUGCUGUGUCCCACCCCGGAUCCAUCCCCGGAGCUCCAUCCCUGGCUACAGCCGUUCCCUCACCACCGGACAGCUCAGCGACGAGCUGAACCAGCAGCUGGAGGCCGUGUGCGGGUCCGUGUUCGGGGAGCUGGAGUCCCAGGCGGUGGAUGCCCUGGACCUGCCCGGCUGUUUCCGCAUGCGGAGCCACAGCUACCUCCGGGCCAUCCAGGCCGGCUGCUCUCAAGACGACGACUGCCUGCCCCUCCUUGCUGCCCCUGCCUCUGUCUCAGGGAGGCCCGGCUCCUCCUUCAACUUCAGAAAGGCCCCGUCCCCCAUCCCGCCGGGGAGCCAGGCCCCGCCCCGCAUCUCCAUCACCGCCCAGAGCAGCACCGACUCCGCCCACGAGAGCUUCACGGCGGCCGAGGGCCCCGCCCGGCGCUGCAGCUCCGCGGACGGGCUGGACGGCCCGGCCAUGGGCGCGCGCACCCUGGAGUUGGCGCCGGUGCCACCCCGGGCCAGCCCCAAGCCCCCUACACUCAUCAUCAAGACCAUUCCCGGCAGGGAGGAGCUGCGGAGCCUGGCGCGGCAGCGGAAGUGGCGGCCGUCCAUAGGGGUGCAGGUGGAGACGAUCUCAGACUCAGACACUGAGAACAGGAGUCGAAGGGAGUUCCACUCCAUCGGAGUCCAGGUGGAAGAGGACAAGAGGCGGGCAAGGUUCAAGCGCUCCAACAGUGUGACCGCAGGUGUGCAGGCGGACCUGGAGCUGGAGGGCCUGGCCGGCCUGGCCACAGUGGCCACAGAAGACAAGGCCCUGCAGUUUGGACGCUCCUUCCAGAGGCACGCUUCUGAGCCCCAGCCCGGGCCCCGGGCCCCCACCUACUCAGUCUUCCGCACGGUCCACACGCAGGGCCAGUGGGCCUACCGCGAGGGCUACCCACUGCCGUAUGAGCCGCCGGCCACUGAUGGGUCGCCAGGCCCUGCCCCUGCCCCCACCCCCGGCCCUGGGUCCAGCCGCCGUGACUCCUGGAUGGAGCGCGGCUCACGUAGCCUCCCCGACUCAGGCCGCACGUCCCCUUGCCCGCGGGACGGCGAGUGGUUCAUCAAGAUGCUGAGGGCGGAGGUGGAGAAGCUGGAGCACUGGUGCCAGCAGAUGGAGCGGGAGGCGGAGGACUAUGAGCUGCCCGAGGAGAUCCUGGAGAAGAUCCGCAGUGCCGUGGGCAGCACACAGCUUCUCCUGUCCCAGAAGGUUCAGCAGUUCUUCCGGCUGUGUCAGCAAAGCAUGGACCCCACUGCGUUCCCCGUGCCCACCUUCCAGGACCUGGCGGGUUUUUGGGACCUCCUGCAGCUCUCUAUAGAGGAUGUGACCCUCAAGUUCCUGGAGCUACAGCAACUCAAGGCCAACAGCUGGAAACUCCUGGAGCCCAAGGAGGAGAAGAAGGUCCCUCCGCCGAUACCAAAGAAGCCCUCGCGGGGCCGGGGCGUGCCGGUGAAGGAGCGCUCCCUGGACUCGGUGGACCGGCAGCGGCAGGAAGCGCGCAAGCGGCUCCUGGCGGCCAAGCGCGCCGCCUCCUUCCGCCACAGCUCGGCCACCGAGAGUGCGGACAGCAUCGAGAUCUACAUCCCCGAGGCCCAGACCAGGCUGUGACCGGCCCGGCCCGCCCGGCCCGGGCCCGGGCCCGCGGUUUUCUACCCGUACUGUACACCCAGCGUCGAGGUCACUGUGAACGCGGGCCGCCCCGUGCGCCCGCCCCGCCGGCACCGCACGCCCCGGCUCCUCCUGCCCGUCACACUCUCGUGGGUUUUUUACCUUCCUGACCCCACGCGAAGGCGCCCGGGCUGGGCUGGGGGCCGUGCCUCUCCGCCCUGCGCCCCCACCUGGACCCCCUUCUCUCCUGGUCCGACGCUUCGUCCCCACCUCCUCCCCACGGGCACCAUCUCUGCCAUUCCCCCUUCCCCCACGGGCCAGGCCGGGCCGGGUCCCCCAUCUGGGCUCUGCGUCCCCUCUCCCCACCCCGCGGGGCUGGGCUUCGUGGGGAUCAAGCUUCGUGGCUUUUUAUGAAGAAUCCCGAACCCCACCUAGGAGCCUGCCCCACUCUCCCAGGGGCUCACCCUCAGCCCUCAGCCCAUCGGGCCCAGGGACCACAGUGGCUGGACCAACCCAGGACCAGGGCGCCUGGGCCUCUCCCCUUUCCCAGCUGCUGGGGAGGGGAGAUGGGGCUUCCCCUCACCACACCUGUGGCUGUUCCCACAUCCCCUUGAGUAUCCCAGGAAAAAUAAAACGGCAGAACUGCACUCGAGCCGGCUGCUCUCUCCAGAAGGAGCCACCUCUGCCCCGUGUGUGGAA